Messenger RNA from Necator americanus (New World hookworm), 243 nucleotides. RefSeq lists its product as uncharacterized. NCBI's taxonomy places the organism in Eukaryota, Metazoa, Nematoda, Chromadorea, Rhabditida, Ancylostomatidae. The transcript is spliced from 3 exons. Bases 1 to 243 code for a protein of 80 amino acids. The record is from RefSeq and is a predicted model, not a curated record.
AUGCAAGACCUUCAAAAGUACCACGUUCAAAAUGAAAUCUUCGCUGCCGACAAUUACGAAUACGGGCACAUGACCACGAACGAACUAGUUUUCUGGAUCUUUCAACAAAUCUGCAGAGUUGUCUCAGUAGAAAUCAGGGAUUCGACCAGUUCUUAUAAAACAAAACUUCCGUACGCAACUUCCUUUUUCAAUGACCACACACUAAGAAGUUUUUGUGUUGGAUUCUUCCAGCGACACGAGUAG